AUGCUCCGUUUCCACUCCCUCCCCGGGGGAGAGCCGGCUCCGCUCUUCUACCGGCGCGAGGAGUUGGCAAACGGCUCGCUCCCGCUCGUCCACGGCCGCCGCCUCGCCUCGGGCGGCAUCCUCGCCGGCGCUCUGCACACUAUCGGCUACUAUGCGACCGACGUCUGUGUCGGCUCACCGCCGCGCCGGUACGAGCUCAUCAUCGACACGGGCUCGUCGCUCACGGCGGUGCCUUGCGCCUCGUGUCGCACCUGCGGCGACCACGCCUGCGGCAAGGCUGGCCGCUUCGACCUGCGAGCCUCGAGCACGGUGGUGCCCGUGACCUGCCCUCUCGACGGCAAGAGGCAUCCGGGCGUGAAGUGCGACCAGUGCGUGUCGUCGCAGUGCAGCUACGCGGUCCACUACACCGAGGGCUCCUCCAUACGCGGCCAGAUCGUGAAGGACCUCGUUCACUUCCAGGGGGGGGAGGGCGGCGAGAGCGCCUCGCCGGCCACCGUUCGCGCCUUUUUCGGCCGCCACGACCGAGCGGAGGGGCACGCCUUUCUUCUCCGAUGGCUGAUGAGCAUCAGCGACUGGAAUGGUAGGCUGCCAGACCCAGGAGACGGGCAUGCUGUGGCUGGCCGCGGGCGGGUCCCGUCCUGGCUCUCAGCCCUCGUCGAGCAGCAGCGAGCGAGGCCCUCCUUCUCGCUCUGCCUCUCGGACACCUCCGGCCUCUUCCUCCUCGGCGGACGGCACGCCAGAGCGAGAAGAGUAGUGCUCAUGCUCGUGUGGCCGUGA
This is a messenger RNA of Emiliania huxleyi CCMP1516, 777 nucleotides long. RefSeq lists its product as hypothetical. The transcript is spliced from 4 exons. The record is from RefSeq and is a predicted model, not a curated record. NCBI's taxonomy places the organism in Eukaryota, Haptophyta, Isochrysidales, Noelaerhabdaceae. The coding region runs from base 1 to 777 and encodes 258 amino acids. Gene Ontology annotation, biological process: proteolysis. Gene Ontology annotation, molecular function: aspartic-type endopeptidase activity.